AUGGAGGAGAUUUCUGCUUCUGGAUUAUUUUUUUUUCUUCUCCCUUUCUUGAUUUCUUUGUCGUCCAAAUCAUUCUUUAAACAAAUUUUACGACACCCAAUUUCCGAGCCAUCUUCACGAACCUCUAAAUUUCAAAUUUUUUUCAUUGCCAACAUGGGAAUGUCUCAGAAAAGAUUGAAGAAUAUGCGGUAGACCGGUGAUUGUAACAAAAGAUUAAGAAGUAUUCAAGUUGUGAAAUUCAUUUCACAAGGACUGGAGGAUAUAAAUUAUGCCACGUUUGAUUGAAAGGAAACAAACUAAGGAAAGUGAAUUUCUAAUUGGUAUUUCUCACAAAUUGGAGAGGGUAAUAAUCAGGCGUCCAGAUGAACGUUGUUGGCAAAGUUGGGAGUCUCAUUUCACAAGGAGUUUAUUCAGUUGCCACGCCAUUUCAUCCCUUUGGUGGGGCAGUCGAUAUAAUCGUUGUUCAGCAGCAGGAUGGGACUUUCCGCAGCACUCCAUGGUAUGUUCGGUUUGGUAAAUUCCAGGGCGUUUUAAAGGGUGCCGAGAAGAUCGUCCGAAUAUCUGUCAAUGGCGUUGAAUCCAAUUUCCAUAUGUAUCUUGAUAACUCUGGUGAGGCCUAUUUCAUAAAGGAAGCAGAAAUUGGUCCAGGAAAUGAGGUUGAUGGAGUUACAGAUGAUUUGGUUAAGGAUGGCUUGAUAUAUGGAGACAGCAAGGAUGAACACAAUAAAACUUUAUUUGUAAAAGGUCGACUGGAGCAUAGUAUCUCUGAUUCUACCGUUGUUCAGCUGCGAGAUGAAAGUGAUUCUAUGGGAGUUGCACGAAUUGAGAGGGCAGAAUCUGACGUUGAGCAUAGAUUCUAUGAUUUUCAGGAUGAGCAGUCUUCUGUGGAGGAUUUGGUAGAGUUGUCAGAGAGUGAUUCUAAUCGAUACGAUAAUUUAGAGAACGAGAGUUGUGCCGAGUCACAGGGUACAGAUUCAGAGGUUAUCCUAGUGAGUGUGGAUGGUCACAUACUGACUGCUCCAAUAUUAGCAACUGAACAAAAUACAGAAGAUGUGCAAUUAAGUACACCUCAGUUUCAUUUGGGUCCUGGUGAAGGGACAGAAUUUUGUGAAGACAAUGAAUUUACGGGUGAAAAUGCCUGGGCAGCUGAUUAUAUAAACCAGCUGAAUACAUCUACAGAAAACGACACUUCUGGAAAAGUUGCUGGUUCGAUCAACAAGUCUAAUGGUAGUGCUUGUGACCUAGUGGUUUCAGAAAGGGAGGUAAAACAUGUCUCUCAAACUGAAGAAACCUCAGCCUCAGGCAUUGAAGUUCAGGAAGAUGAUCUUGUGCAGAGUGAUUCAGAAGAUGUCCGUAUUAUAAUUGAGGAAGAGAUUUUCAAGAGCUGUUUGGAACUAUCGGAAUUAGCCAAACGGGUUGGAAACACUGAUUCUGAAAAUGUCGUCUCCCCAAGGGAGGCUGAAAAAUUAGAGGAAAAAUUUGACAUGAUUGUUCCAUCAGUAUCUGAAACCAAUGGGAGUGUUAUCGAUUCCAAAGAUAAAAAUGGCACUCAUUCUGGUAGUGGUUCUGAUAGCUCUGUGGUCAAUAUGACUCCUGAGCUACUUGUUAAAGCUGGUGGAAUUGAGGGAUGCGUGUUUGGUGAAGAGCAAGCCGCUUCGGAUGACGAGCAUGUUCAUAAUAAUGAUCCUUUGAAUGGCGAACAGCUAGACACAAUUGAGGGAAAUAAAAGAAUGGAGAGCUGUUCACAAGUGCCUGUUGCUGGUGAUGAAUGCAAUGUAAGGCAGUUAGAGGAAUCUCCAACGGAUGCUUUAUGUGGAAGAACACAACAUCAUUCAACAGGUUUUGAGAUCUCUCUUUGCGGUCAUGAACUUCAUGCUGGUAUGGGCUUGCAUGCUGCAGCUGACGCCUUUGACGCACAUCGUGUGUCUGCACAGGAAUUUGAAAAGUCUGCUUCAUCAAUUAUUAAAAAUGACAAUCUAAUUGUCAGAUUUGGAGAAAGGUACAUGUCAUGGGAAAAAGCUGCUCCUAUAGUACUGGGGAUGGCUGCAUUUGGAGUUGAUUUAAAAGUGGAUCCCAAAGAUGCAAUCUCUGUGGAACAGGAUGAUUCAUUGAGAGCUGGGGACGAUGACUCUACUCCCACACCCUCCAGCCGUAGAUGGAGGCUCUGGCCUAUUCCAUUUAGAAGAGUUAAAACGCUUGAUCACAGUAACAGUAACUCAUCAAAUGAGGAAAUUUUUGUUGAUUCCGAAUCCACGUUACAGAACUCACAAGCAGAACAGAGUCCAAGGUUGCAGAAUGGAAGCAAUGAGGCUUCUAAGAGACAGCUUGUGAGGACAAAUGUUCCAACAACAGAGCAGAUAGCAUCAUUGAAUCUCAAAGAAGGGCAAAAUAUGAUAGCUUUCACUUUUUCAACUAGGGUUCUUGGGACACAAAAGGUCGAUGCUCACAUUUAUCUGUGGAAAUGGAAUGCAAGAAUUGUGAUUUCGGAUGUUGAUGGGACUAUUACUAAGUCUGAUGUAUUAGGUCAAUUCAUGCCCUUAGUUGGGAAGGAUUGGACACAAUCUGGCGUGGCUAGACUUUUUACCGCAAUUAAGGAGAACGGUUAUCAGCUGCUGUUUCUCAGUGCACGGGCCAUUGUUCAGGCAUAUCUUACCCGAAGCUUCUUACUCAACUUAAAACAGGAUGGAAAAGCUUUACCAAAUGGACCGAUCGUUAUCUCACCAGAUGGACUAUUUCCUUCUUUAUUUCGGGAAGUGAUUCGAAGAGCACCGCAUGAAUUUAAGAUUGCAUGUUUAGAGGACAUUAAGAAGCUUUUCCCUCCUGACUACAAUCCAUUUUAUGCUGGGUUUGGCAAUAGAGACACAGAUGAGCUCAGCUACCGAAAAGUUGGGAUUCCAAAAGGAAAGAUAUUUAUAAUCAACCCCAAGGGAGAAGUGGCCAUUAGUCAUCGGAUCGAUGUGAAGUCUUACACGUCUUUGCACACACUUGUAAACGACAUGUUUCCACCAACCUCACUGGUUGAGCAGGAAGACUAUAACGCUUGGAAUUUUUGGAAAGUACCGUUGCCUGACAUUGAAUUGUAGUCAUUGAAUAGGGAAGACUGGUUUAUACUGACAAAAAAGAUCAAAGCGGCCUUUUCUUCCACACAAGAUAGAAGUAUUUGAAAUUCUUCACAUUUUCUCUGUUUUCUUCCACAAGUAAUUUUGACAAAGAGAGCCACUGGAGCAGUGUUUGAAGCUGUAGCUAUUUGGGUGGAUCAAGCAAGUUCCUGUGGAAUAAAAGUAAAGAUGUUAGUUGAAUUUGUCUUGUCUUCUUCUGCUUCCUUUUUGGUUUUAUUACAUUCAGAUGCACUUAAUUCAUUUAUUUACAGAAUAAUCAACUCAGACUUUUGUUCUA
Molecule: messenger RNA, 3396 nt
Organism: Cucumis melo (muskmelon)
Lineage: Eukaryota; Viridiplantae; Streptophyta; Magnoliopsida; Cucurbitales; Cucurbitaceae
Product: phosphatidate phosphatase PAH1-like
Exons: 11
Coding region: 363-3083 (906 amino acids)
Molecular function (GO): phosphatidate phosphatase activity
Source: RefSeq, a predicted model, not a curated record